Gongylonema pulchrum is the source of this 381-nucleotide messenger RNA. NCBI's taxonomy places the organism in Eukaryota, Metazoa, Nematoda, Chromadorea, Rhabditida, Gongylonematidae. The record is from the annotation of a GenBank genome assembly.
GAUCCGGGUCCGGAAAGAGGUGACCUGCCUGAUGAUUUCAAACCGGUCACUAUUUCGGAACAGUUCAUUCGACAUCCAAAUAUUGGCGUCGGUAAUGCAGGCGUCUACACGUGUAGAGGCAGCAACAGUCAGGCUUCUGCCAAAAAAGACAUUUAUAUCGAAGUUGUGGAACCAUCGAAAGUGGCAACUGUUACGGUUCUUGGCGGCUCAACUCAAUGGCUGGAGGCAGGCAAGGCAACGGACGUGGUGUGUACGGCCACUGGCAACGAACUUGUUGAUCGUGUGCAGUGGGUGAAGGUUGAUGGUGCGUUGCCGAGUACUGCCGAUGAGAAAGAACCUGGAAUAUUGCAUUUUUCAACAUUCAGGGUAAGCAAACCGUAG